Molecule: messenger RNA, 1506 nt
Organism: Penicillium griseofulvum
Lineage: Eukaryota; Fungi; Ascomycota; Eurotiomycetes; Eurotiales; Aspergillaceae
Product: Amino acid/polyamine transporter I
Exons: 8
Coding region: 1-1506 (501 amino acids)
Biological process (GO): transmembrane transport
Cellular component (GO): membrane
Molecular function (GO): transmembrane transporter activity
Source: RefSeq, a predicted model, not a curated record
AUGGGAAAGAAGCCAGUCCUUAAGCGAAAUUUCGGCAUUCUAUCGAUCCUCGGCUUCAGCUGUACGAUUCUGGGUACUUGGGAAGGCCUGCUUGGUACUUUCGUUGGCCCUCUCACAAAUGGUGGCUCCGGUGGUGCGAUCUAUGCCUACAUCUUCGGUUGGGUUGGCUGUUUUGCCAAUUUCAUGGUCUUAUCGGAAUUGGCCUCCAUGGCGCCUACCGCAGGAGGCCAAUACCACUGGGCUGCCAUGCUUGCCCCCAUAAAACACCAAAAGUUUCUGGGUUUUAUUACAGGAUGGUUCGCUGUCCUCGGCUGGCAGAGUGCCUUCGCUGCCUGUGCCUUUUUGACAGGAAAGAUGAUUCAGGGUGCUGCGAUCCUGGGCAAUAACCUCUACAAUGCUCUGCCUUGGCAAGGAACAUUGAUUGUCUGGGGUUCGCUAAGUCUCUCCUUAGCCGUGAACUUGCUCGGUGGCAACUUACUGCCUCGCGCCGAGGCGGCCCUUUUGGUUUUGCAUAUUAUUGGAUUCUUCGGUAUCCUAAUCCCUCUUGUCUAUAUGGCGGAUCAUAACACAAAGGAGCAGGUCUUUCUGAGCUUUCAGAAUGGAGGAGGCUUUGCCACCCAGGGACUUUCAUGGUUCGUUGGUAUGACUAGUUGUGCCUUUGCCUUCGCUGGAGGUGAUGCUGCCGUGCAUAUGUCUGAAGAGGUCGCAAAUGCCUCGACCGUCAUUCCUCAUGCACUUAUGAUUAGUGUCGGAAUCAACGGUAGCCUCGGAUUUGGUAUGAUAAUUGCUAUGAUGUUCUGCGCAGACGCCGAUCUCGGUGGUAAGCUGGGCAGUAUCACAGGGUAUAACUUUAUGGGCAUUUUCAUAGAGGCAACAAACUCAGUACCGGGUUCAUUGGCCAUGUGUGCUAUUGUCAUAACUAUUUACGUUUGUUCCCUCAUGGGCCUACUGGCCGCAGCAUCUCGGCAGCUUUGGUCUUUCUCUCGAGAUAGAGGAGUGCCCGGGUGGCGAUUGUGGAGUCAGGUUUCUUCCGGCAAACAAUUGCCCGUUUACGCCAUCCUUGUUACAGUGACCAUCGCUGUAUUGCUUUCCUUGAUUAACAUUGGUUCCAAUACCGCCAUGGAGGACGUUGUGUCCAUGGCAGUGUCGGGUAUCUACCUCUCUUACUUCAUGGUUUCGGUUCUGCUGUUUUACCGCCGAGUCCGUGGCGACAUCUCCCUGUACAAUGACAGUGAUGAUGAUAUUGUCAACGUUCCCGGUGCAAAGCUUGUCUGGGGACCUUUCCAUUGCCCCGGCAUCAUAGGUACCGCGGUCAAUGGGUAUGCUAUUAUCUACGUCACUAUCGUCAUCUUUUUCAGCUUCUGGCCAAGCAAAAUGGACCCAACAGUGGAGACGAUGAACUGGAGCGUUCUUGCAAUUGGAGGGAGUGUUUUCCUUGCCAUAAUAUAUUACGCUGUGCGCGCCCGGCACGUGUACAACGGCCCUGUUGUGGAAAUCUCAAUUUAG